Helianthus annuus (common sunflower) is the source of this 3818-nucleotide messenger RNA. RefSeq names its product DNA annealing helicase and endonuclease ZRANB3. The transcript is spliced from 23 exons. Gene Ontology annotation, cellular component: nuclear replication fork. Gene Ontology annotation, biological process: DNA repair; replication fork processing. Lineage: Eukaryota; Viridiplantae; Streptophyta; Magnoliopsida; Asterales; Asteraceae. Gene Ontology annotation, molecular function: ATP-dependent chromatin remodeler activity; nucleic acid binding; zinc ion binding. The record is from RefSeq and is a predicted model, not a curated record. Bases 91 to 3594 code for a protein of 1167 amino acids.
CAAAUUUGAAAACGAAUCCUUUCUAACGGACCUUUUGAGAACACUCACUGGUUCAAAACCCUAACCAGAAACGGUAACUCGCCGGAGCGAAUGGAACCACGUCCUCUCGCCGUCGAUUCAAAGCGCAAGGCACCGGAAUACGACGUCGCCGACGAUUCCUGGAAACUAUCCAAGUGUCAGAAACCCUCGCCGGAAAAAUUCAUGGUCCGGCUCGAGAUUUCCUCACCGGAUUCCUUCUCCGUCAAGCCUUUUCCCGUUGACGGUUACAAGUUCCCCGGCGAAGCCGCUUGCUUCGAAAAAUUAAGCGUGUGUCUCCCUAAUGUGGUUCCAUCACAUUUUACACAGAAUCAUGUUGGUGGAGAGGCUUGUGUUUACAAUCUCAAAGAUUAUGAUGCUGUUGUUAAGGCUUUAAAGAUUGAGCGCGUUGAUUAUGAAGAUAUCCCCUAUGUAACGCGUAGAGCUAUAAGCAUACUGUCACGUUCUUAUGUUGAGGGGAGAUGGGAACCCUGCAGGCCAGAACAUUUAUCUGAUGCGAAAGUAGAUGAGCUAAUGGGACAACUUCCAAAGUCUCUGUUGGAGGUACUGCUCCCUUUCCAAAUUGAAGGUGUAAAGUUCGGAUUGCGUAGGGGCGGUCGGUGUCUCAUUGCUGAUGAGAUGGGCCUAGGGAAAACACUUCAGGCCAUUGCAAUUGCAAGCUGUUUCAUGAAUGAAGGUCCAAUUCUAGUUGUUUGCCCGGCUAUUUUGAGAUAUACGUGGGCAGAAGAAUUGGAGCAUUGGCUUCCAUCUUGUUUGCCAUCUGAUAUUCAUCUAGUUUUUGGUCAUGUAAACAAUCCUGCAAACCUAGCAAGGCCUCCAAAAGUUGUCGUUAUAUCUUAUACAAUGCUGAACCAUUUGAAGAAGAGCAUAUUAAAGCAAAAAUGGGCUCUAUUGAUUGUUGAUGAAUCACAUCAUGUGCGUUGUACGAAGCGAAAAUCAUCUGAAGCAGGAGAGACACAAGCUGUACUUGAUGUUGCAUCAAAGAUCGAUCGUAUAGUUUUACUCUCAGGGACUCCAUCGUUGUCAAGGCCAUAUGACAUUUUUCACCAGAUAAACAUAUUGUGGCCUGGUCUGCUUGGAAAGGACAAGCUUGCCUUCGCAAAAACCUACUGUUCAAUGAGUACUGUCCGGACAUACCAAGGGAUUGUCUAUCAGGAUUUUUCAAAGGGCAUUCGAUUGGAGGAACUGAACGUGUUACUGAAGCAGACUGUUAUGAUAAGACGACUGAAGGAUCAUGUCUUGAUGCAAUUACCACCCAUACGACGACAGAUCAUUAACUUGGUUAUCAAGAAAUCAGAUAUUGAUUUUGCAAAAGAAGUUUGCAGUAUGGCAAAUGAUGAUGCUUCAACGGAAAAUGAGGUUGAAGAUGCUCUUUCAGACGAUCCUAAUAAACGUGAUGGAGAAAAUGAUGAUGAUGAUUGUUGCAACUCUUCAAGACCAUCCAAUCAAGUUAUCGGUAUCGCCAAACUAGCAGGAUUCAAAGAGUGGUUACUUAUGCAUCCAAUCAUCGCUGAGUCUGAUGAUGAUGAAAAGUUUGACUCAAGUCAAAGCUCUCAUAAAAUGAUAAUUUUUGUUCAUUAUCAUAAGGUUACUGAUAGAUUACAGGAAUUCCUAUGUGAGAAGGGGGUUAAGUUUGUACGUAUAGAUGGACGUGAUGCAUCUGCCAGAGAUAGACAACAAGCUAUCAGUUCUUUCCAACAUUCAAAAGAGGUUAAAAUUGCAUUGGUCGGGAUACUUGCUGGGAGUAGCGGACUUGACUUGUCAGCUGCACAAAAUGUAGUGUUUUUAGAAUUGCCCGAGAAAAUAUCUGACUUUCAGCAGGCCGAAAGUCGAGCUCAUAGACGUGGUCAAACUAAUGCAGUAAACGUUUAUAUAUUUUGUGCCAAGGACACGUCAGAUGAAUACCACUGGAAAAGAUUGAAUACAAGUUUGCAUCGCACUUCAUCAACUGUAGAUGGGAAGUACGACUCGUUGAUGGAGAUCAUGGUUGAAGAUGUUUCCUUACUUAAAACCGUUGAAGAAAAACACAACGAAGCGAAUUUGAUCUUCGAGGGGGAAAGUGAUAGUGAAUCUUCUGCCAACGAGCCCGUGAUAUGCUCUCAGUAUGCAUCUGGUGAAGAGAUGCAACCUGAGGUAUUUAGUGAAACUGCAACUUCAAAAAGUGACGGUGAAGCGUUUGGUCCGUUUCUCAAGUACUGCUACAAGAAAACCGCUAAUAUCGUUCGGGAUGUAAAUAAUGAAGGAAAUGUGGCUUCCAACGUGAUCCCAGAAGUAUAUAAUCAUGAAACUAAGAAGGAUAAUAUAGUAAUUUCACACACUUUGCUUGAUGUUGAUGCUGACAAGUUGAAUGCUAUAGAAAUACUAUGUGAUCGGGAACCUAUUGAUCAGGCUGAAACUGAAGCUGCUGACCCAGAUUGUGUCCCGGCAAAUUCUCUCAGAUUUGAGGUAAGCAAAUACACUGGAAGAAUCCAUUUGUACUCAUGUAUACAUGGGGUGGAAACAAGGCCUACCCCCCUGUUUAAAAAUUUCCGACCCGACGAACUCGAGACGAAAAAACCAUCAGUUGAUGACAAAAAAUGUAUCAAGGACGAUUCUAUAUACAUACCCGCUCUUCUAAGUUUUGUCGAAGAAUGGAACAGUCUCAGGCCCAUCGAGCAAAGUAAAUUAUACAACAAACCUCUUCAACUUCCUUUGGCUGUUGAGUUGUGUCUGAAUGAAAGCCAAAACCAUGAUAAAGACGGAUUGCUAAAAGGAGGAAGUAAGAAGCGUGGUACAUCACUAGAUGAUAUAAGCCAACCCCUCCCUCCAAAUGCUGUAUGGAAGAAUGUAUCUAUCUUUCAUGGCAAAAAAGAAAGACAGUAUCUUCAGGGCUGUACUCUCACUGGUCAACCGCUUUGUAAACUGUGUCAAAAGAAUUGCACGAAAAAGAGUGCGAGGGAGCCUGAAUUCUUCGAGGAUCUGUUUUGUGAUUUGGAGUGUUAUGAAGAAUAUCGCUUAAGAACUAGUAAUAGAUACCUACGCACGGGGCUUGCCCAAAUUGAACAUGGCGUAUGUACAAAUUGCCAUCUUGAUUGUCGAAAACUUGUGAAGAAUAUAAAACCUUUGUCACUUGAGAAGCGUAGAGAAUUUGUUAUCAAAGAAGCCCCGAAGCUGGCAGCGCGUAAAAAUUUACUUGAAAAGCUCAUUAAUGAUCCAACAGAGGGCAACGCAUGGCAUGCAGAUCACAUUGUGCCAGUAUAUCGUGGGGGAGGUGAAUGUAGACUCGAGAACAUGAGAACUCUUUGUAUUGCAUGUCAUGCUGAAGUUACAGCAGCUCAAUGUGCUGAACGACGCUCAGAAAGAGCCAAGGCUAAGAAACAACUGAACCGCUUGCUAGCCAACCUUAAGACUGUUCAAGACAAGCAAAAGGUAGUGAAAACACGCAUAAAGAUAUCGGACUGCGAUGAUUGCGGAAUGAUUGACAGUGAACUUCUUGUUAAUGUCCCGGGAAGUGCUUACCAUACAACAAACAUAAAUGGUGGCAGAAGUGACAAGGCUUCAGAAGAUGUGAGUUCUUGACUUGUAUUCUUCGUCUAAUCUUUGUAUGUAAUUUCAUAGUUAUAAUUUUUUGAAACCUUAGCAUUUGGGGGUUUUGAGUUUCCGUUGGAUGACUAGAAUGGUUGCUUAAACCACGUACCCCUCGCUAUGUAUUAUUAAACCACAAAAGUUGAAUACAUUUUGGUUACCUUGGGUGUGCCAAUAGUUUGAGCCAUUAAAUAAAGUAAAAGUUAGAUUUUUUCUCA